AUGUCCGGCUCAUUUUGGAAAUUUGGACAAGAUUUUACAACAGAAUCUGCCAUCUCGAAACUUCUGAACAAGGCAUUUAUCAAGCUAUCAGAUGAAAAGAUUCAUGAAGAAGACGAAGAUGACAGUGAUAAUGAUCUUGAUAAGGGAAUCAAUACAAGUGUAAUUAUUACUCCCGAAAAUGGUCAUGAUAAAUCUACCAUAAAUAAAUUGAAAUUAUCUGAUCAAGUUAAUAUUGAACAUAGUGUUAUACCGCAAGAUGAUGAAUAUGUUACUGCGAAUACAGCUUGUACCGAAAGAACUUGUAAUGGGGUUUCUGAUAAAAAUUGUGCUGAUAAUAAAAAUAGUAAUAAUAUCAGAAGUAAUAUAUUGGAGGAAAACAUAGAUAGUAAUAAAGAUAAUGAUGAUGACAAUGAUGACAAUGAUGAUGAUGAGUUACCAACGAAUGAAGAAGAUUAUUAUACUUAUUAUAGACCCAAUUUGGAUAUUUUAAACGAUUUACUAGAUGAUGAAGAGUUAUAUACUGAAUUGAUGUGCUCAAAUUUUAAAUUAUUAAUAUAUUUAAAAUAUCCACAAGUAUUGGAGAAAUUAAUUGAAUAUGUUACAAAUGAUGAAUUAUUAAAAGAGAAUGACGGUAUUAGUUAUUCAAAUAAUAACGAUACGCAUGAUAAAGUAGAUCAUGAUAUUAUUAUAGAAGAACAAGAACAAUUAGAAUCAGAAAAAAAUGAAGAAACCAACAUUAUUAAAACCAAAACUAGUAACACUACGAAUAAUAAUAGAGAAGAGCCAAGUAAUGAAGAAAAAAACAAAGCAUUGGAAAUGGAUGAACCUACUGAAGUACAAAUAAAAAACAAAGACACAAAAGAAGAAGAAAAAGAUAUUAAUAAUCAUAAAAUCAUAAAGAUAGAUCCAGAUACACUUAAAGAUAAUAAUGAUGACGAUGAUGAAGAUGAAGGAAGUGACUUGAGUGUGGCAUUACCACCAGAAUCCGAAGAACAAGUAGAAAAUAGAAGAGCUCGUAUGGCUGCUGAGAUAUUAUCUGCUGAUGUCUGGCCCUUAUCAUCUGCCAUUGUAGAAAGUGAUAAAUUAAUGGAUAAAAUUUGGUCCGUCUUAGAUUAUCCUGCACCUCUAUCAAUUGUAUCUUCCACUUAUUUCAUGAAAAUUAAUGAGCGCCUGCUGGAUACAGAUUUAAAUAAAAUCUUGCAAUUUAUUUUAAAGCAACAAAAAUUAGUAGAUAGAUUUCUAAUUCAUAUCGAUAACCCGCCUCUAAUGGAUUUCUUAUUAAAAGUCAUAUCAACAGAUAAACCAGAAGCCCCCAUAGGUAUUAUUCAAAUAUUAAAAUCUCAACAAUUAAUUUCAAAACUGUUAAAUCAUUUAAAUCCAGAAUUUUCAAGUUCUACACAAUCUGCUACUGGCGAUUUCUUAAAGGCUUUAGUGACUUUAAGCGCUAAUUCAAACAAUGAAUUGGCAUCAUGUAUAGGCCCAAAUGAACUAACGAGGGAAUUAGUUUCCUCGGAAAUGAUGGAAAAAUUAAUUAAUAUUAUGUUAAAAGGUGGUACUUCAUUAAAUAAUGGUGUUGGUGUCAUAAUAGAGUUGAUUAGAAAAAAUAAUUCUGACUAUGAUUUUGUUCAAGUAGUACAUACAACUUUAGAAACACAUCCACCAUGUGAUAGAGAUCCUAUUUACUUGGGGUAUAUGAUAAAAUUAUUUUCGAAAUACUUACCUAAAUUCAGAGAUAUGCUAGUAGAAACCAAAUUAGAACAACUAGAAACUCCAUUUGGAUUUAUAAGACCUCUUGGAUUUGAGAGAUUCAAAAUAUGUGAAUUAAUUGCAGAAUUACUACAUUGUUCUAAUAUGGCAUUAUUAAACGAGCCUGACGGUGAUAAAAUUGUACAAAUGCGUGACCAUGAAAGAGAGAAGUUACUAAAAAAAUCGCUAGAAGAUGAUAAAGAAAAUAAUAAAGGCGACAAGGAGGGAGAACAUAAGGAACAACACUCAAAUUGUAUAGAUAGGGAGAAACCUCGAAUAGAAGAAAAAAUACAUGAAAAUAAAAUGAAUUUAACUUCUUCAAAUACUAAUAUUGAUAAAAUUAAUACUUCUGAUACAAAUAAUUCCAAAUAUAAUUCUGCUAAAACAAGUCAUGACAACUUAACUGAUGAACUAAAAUCUAACUUCAAUAAUUUAUCAAUUACUGACAGAGAGAAGAUUUCUAAUGAUAUUUCACAAACAAAAGAAAAAGAUAAUGCUUCUGGAGAUGUAAUUAACAGUACAGAUGACGAAGAGGAAACAUUAGUCGGUGAUCGAUUAAAAGAAGUUCUUCAUGAAAAUAGAAUUAUUCCUAUUAUUUUGGAUAUGUUCUUUGAGUUUUCCUGGAAUAAUUUCUUACACAAUGUUGUAUUCGAUAUCGUUCAACAAGUUUUAAAUGGUCCCGUUAAGAUUGGGUACAACAAAUAUUUGUUAACUGACAUCUUCAUUACCUCUAAUAUCACUCAAAUGAUAAUUGAUGGCGAACAAAAAUGUUCUGAUUUUGAAGCUGAAACAGGUUUACGUCUUGGAUAUAUGGGCCACUUAGUUCUAAUAGCUGAAGAAGUCGUUAAAUUUAGUGUUUAUAUCGAAGAGUUGGAAGAGGAAUAUGAUGAUCAAAAAAUCAUAGAUGCUUUAAAGGAACUAACUUGGGUUAAAUAUACUGAAACUGUACUUGCUGAUAUUAGAGAAAAGUACAAUACGGUAUUAGGCGAUUUUAAUGACGGGGAAGUGAAUAGCGAACUUUUCAGUCAUGAAAGUAAUCAAAAUGAUGAUGAUGAUAUUAUGGUAAUGCAUGACCAAUAUAGUGCUGAAGCUUCCUCUGAUCUUUUACCCGGUAUAGAUUAUGAUUUUCAUGGUAAUGAUGAAAGAGAGAAUGAUGAAUAUUUUGCUGAAUAUAAUGAUCCAGAUAAUUUGCGUUAUUAUGAAUACUUGGAUGGCGAUGGAAAUAAAACGAGAAUACACUUAGACCCUCCAAUUGAUUAUGAUACUACAGGAGAAAAUACUGCUUUACAUGAACCAUUUGAUGACCAGAAUGAUAACCGUUUUAGCGAUUAUAUGUCACAUGAAAUUGGAAAUGAUUUUAAUCUUUAUGGCUAUGAUCACAAGAAAAAGGUGGAUGGCGAUUAUAAUAAGAAAAAUGAAGAAAGACUGUACGAUGAGGAUGAUGAGGAUAAUGCUGGCUCUCCUGACCCAAAUAAUUUCGAAUCAUCGGAUUUAUAUUCCAGUAAUAAUUUUUAUGACAAGUAUAAGUCCAAUACAAACAAUACUAUUGAUGAACCUGCAGUAUUUCAUCCAUUGGAUUUAGAUAUCAUAGAUGACGACGAUUAUUUAGAUCCAAAUGAUGAUGGGCAAUCGUAUGCUAAACCAAACAAUCCACUAUAUAGCAACGGACUGCCAAAAUCUUCGGGAUUCUCGAAUAACAUCAUUCAAACACAUGUUCCCAUGGAGUCAUAUAGAGAUGAUAAAGCUAUUAACAGUGAUGAAGACAGUGAUGAAGACAGCGAUGAAGACAGUGAUGGCAGUAGUGACAAUAAGAACUUUUCAAGAAGUGAUUCAAUUGAUGAUUCCAUAAGUGAUGAUGAUAGUGAUGAAAAUGAUCUCAUAACAGCAGACGGUAAAAGUACCGAUAACAAUGACGAUAAUGAAGGGUUUGGCCUUUAUAGAUCAAGAAGCAACGAUAACCUUGCAUGGGACGAAGAUGAGCAGGAUAGAUUAAUGGAAAUGGUCAACUACAAUAGAAAAUUCACAAAUAGAUAA
Messenger RNA from Henningerozyma blattae CBS 6284, 3780 nucleotides. Its product is annotated as SAPS family protein. Lineage: Eukaryota; Fungi; Ascomycota; Saccharomycetes; Saccharomycetales; Saccharomycetaceae. Gene Ontology annotation, cellular component: cytosol; nucleus. The coding region runs from base 1 to 3780 and encodes 1259 amino acids. The transcript has a single exon. The record is from RefSeq and is a predicted model, not a curated record. Gene Ontology annotation, molecular function: protein phosphatase binding; protein phosphatase regulator activity.